Molecule: messenger RNA, 743 nt
Organism: Adineta steineri
Lineage: Eukaryota; Metazoa; Rotifera; Eurotatoria; Adinetida; Adinetidae
Source: the annotation of a GenBank genome assembly
AUGGCACCAAAAAAGAAAGGUGGCAAGAAGAAAAAGAAAGCAUCGAAAGGACCAACCAUCAUCGAUGGCCGUCCAGCUUCUGAGAUGACAAAAGAAGAGUUAGAAGAACAUUUAGGUCGAAUACGUGAAGAAUUAGAUCGCGAACGUGAAGAACGUAAUUAUUUUCAACUUGAGCGUGAUCGUAUAAGCACAUUUUGGGAAAUAACCAAACGACAACUCGAUGAAAAAAAAGCUGAAUUAAGAAAUAAAGAUCGAGAAUUAGAAGAUGCCGAAGAACAACAUCAAGCUGAAAUUAAAGUUUAUAAACAAAAAGUAAAACAUUUACUUUAUGAACAACAAAAUAAUAUCUCAGAAUUAAAAGCUGAAACUCUAGCUGAAUUAAAAGUUGCACAAGAAACUCAUAAUGAAACAGAAAAUUCAACAUGGAAAGAAAAACGUGAACUUAAAGUUCAGAUGAAAGAUCAAGAAUUAGCUCAACAAGAAGUUGUACGAAAUUUGAAAAAGACAAAUGAAACAUAUAUUUCCAAAUUACGUGAUGAUUUUCUUCGACAAGCUCGUGAAAUUGAAGAAAAAUACGAGAAAAAAUUACGUGAUCUUCGUGAAGAAAUGGAAUUACGUCGUAAAACAGAAAUUCAUGAAAUUGAAGAACGAAAAAAUCAACAGAUCAACGAUCUUUUACGUAAUCAUGAAAAAGCUUUUAGUGAUAUUAAAAAUUAUUAUAAUGAUAUUACAUUAAAUAAUCU